Archocentrus centrarchus (flier cichlid) is the source of this 5969-nucleotide messenger RNA. RefSeq names its product dopamine receptor D1b (gene drd1b). The transcript has a single exon. Lineage: Eukaryota; Metazoa; Chordata; Actinopteri; Cichliformes; Cichlidae. The coding region runs from base 669 to 2060 and encodes 463 amino acids. Gene Ontology annotation, molecular function: dopamine neurotransmitter receptor activity, coupled via Gs; G protein-coupled receptor activity. Gene Ontology annotation, cellular component: plasma membrane. Gene Ontology annotation, biological process: G protein-coupled dopamine receptor signaling pathway; adenylate cyclase-activating adrenergic receptor signaling pathway; positive regulation of MAPK cascade. The record is from RefSeq and is a predicted model, not a curated record.
CAGGGACACGCCUCGGAGAUCAUUAAACAAAUCAGAUAAACGCAGCGUGAAAACCAUCAAUAGAAGUUAUUGAUGAGUUGGUAUAUAAGGCUAAUGAUUGGCUGAGGCUCUGUUUACAAAAGGUUAGCAACAAUAUGCUGUGAAACUUUUGCUGAGGGCUUUACAGCUGAGGCAAUGCCAGGAGAACAAACAGCGAGAACUUUUCUUUAAAAUCAUUUUUACUGCUGCUUUACUCGUUUUUUAGGACUCCAGUGGUGACUGAAAAAAAAAACAAAAAACAACAACAGCAACAACAACAACAAAACAAUUGCAAAUAACAGCUGGAAUAUUCUUCUCCCUUUGCAAAUUAGAAUGUCUGCUGUCUGUACUGCUGCUGCAAGAGUUUAUGAAGCAGAGAUUUUUGAGUGGAAAAUUUCUGAAGAGAGAAUUUUUAAGUAUUUAUAGCAUCUCUUGUGCAAGAAUGGUGGUUGUGACAAGAAGCCUAUUGAUGACCCAGUCAGUGAGAGAGCUGGUGCCAAGACAAUUCACCUCUCCACCGGCUACGCUCUCCAUCUGAAAGUCUUCCUCGGAGAAGCACAGCUGCUGCAGGCUGGGGAUGUGAUGGGGUGACUGCUGACAUCCCCCUUACCCAUCCCCUCUCUCACUUUAUUAACACUGUAUUAUAAACAAUGGAUCUGAAUUUCUCAACGGUUCGAGAUGGAAAGCAGUUCACACCAGAGAGAGACUCAUCUAAACGUGUUCUGACAGGAUGCUUUCUCUCCCUGCUCAUCUUCACCACGCUGCUAGGCAACACCCUUGUGUGCGCUGCCGUCACCAAGUUCCGACACCUGAGGUCGAAGGUCACCAAUUUCUUUGUCAUCUCGCUGGCCAUCUCGGACCUCCUGGUAGCUAUUUUGGUAAUGCCAUGGAAGGCAGCUACAGAGAUUGUAGGGUUUUGGCCAUUUGGUGCGUUCUGCAACGUCUGGGUGGCAUUUGACAUAAUGUGCUCCACUGCCUCCAUCUUGAACUUGUGUGUGAUUAGUGUUGAUCGUUACUGGGCCAUCUCAAGUCCAUUCCGCUAUGAACGCAAGAUGACCCCUAAAGUAGCGUGUCUGAUGAUCAGUGUGGCAUGGACCCUGUCCAUUCUAAUCUCCUUCAUUCCUGUUCAGCUUGAUUGGCACAAAGCUCAGACCACCAGCUAUGCGGAGCUAAAUGGAACCUACCCUGAUGAUUUGCCCCCUGACAACUGUGACUUCAGUCUUAACAGGACCUAUGCCAUCUCCUCUUCCCUUAUCAGCUUCUACAUCCCCGUGGCUAUUAUGCUUGUCACCUACACCAGGAUCUACCGCAUUGCCCAGACACAGAUACGGAGAAUAUCUGCUCUGGAGCGAGCAGCAGAGAGUGCCAAAAACCGUCACAGCAGCAUGGGAAAUACUUCAAACAUGGACAGUGAGAGCUCAUUUAAAAUGUCAUUCAAAAGAGAAACCAAAGUCUUAAAGACACUGUCAGUCAUUAUGGGUGUGUUUGUGUGCUGCUGGUUGCCCUUCUUCAUCCUUAACUGCAUGGUUCCAUUCUGUGAAACACAGUUGCCAGAUGGGUCCACAGAAUUCCCCUGUAUCAGCUCCACCACCUUUGAUGUGUUUGUGUGGUUUGGCUGGGCAAACUCUUCACUCAACCCAAUCAUCUAUGCCUUCAAUGCCGACUUCCGCAAGGCCUUCUCCAUCCUCCUGGGUUGCCAUCGGCUGUGCCCGGGGAGUAACGCCAUUGAGAUCGUCAGUAUUAACAACAAUAUGGGUGCCCCUACCUCGAACCCCAACUGUCAGUAUGAGCCCAAGAGUCACAUCCCAAAGGAAGGCAACAGUUCGGCCAGUUAUGUGAUUCCUCACAGCAUCCUGUGUCAGGAGGAGGAAUUACAGAAGAAAGAUGGAUGUGGAGGGGAGGUUGAGGUGGGCGUGGCAAACAAUGCCCUUGAGAAACACUCACCAGCCAUCUCUGGGAAUUUAGACAGCGAUGCUGAAGUCACACUGGAAAAGAUCAAUCCCAUAACACAGAAUGGACAGCAUAAAGCCGUGUCAUGUUGAGAAAAGGCAAAGGUGAAUUGAAAUACAGUGAGGCAUGUGCGUAUGCACACGGAAGAAACGAUUACACAGGAGGACAGCAAAAACAAAGGGACACCGAUGUCUAUAAGAACAAGAAACCAGUGACUGUGUUAUACGAGACCUUAAGACUGUCAAACCGAAAAAAAUCUACAUGGAAAAACCUACAGAAUGUUCUAAAGUAAAGGCACUUUAUAUUGGAUAUAACUAUCUGCAAAAUACGUUCAGCAUUUAUUGAUGACAUUGACAUAUUCGAUGAUAAAUGUUGAUAAUGUGAAUAUUAACAGCUGAAGACUACCUAUGUGCACAUGUAUACAUUUUUCUAGUCUUUGCAAAGAUGUAUACAUCUGCAUGUGUAUACUGUACAGUAAUGACACUAUUCUGGAGGGACUCAAACACAGUAUAUACAGUGGGAGAAAAUAUAGCAUUAGUAAAAUAUCUUGUAGGUAGGUGCUUUGUAUGUGUUUCAUGAAAGAGCAAACGGAGUGGGUAAAUUGGUUUUGCUACAGUAUUGUUAGUCAGUAUUGUUAUUGCAUUUUUUUUUCCCUGUAGUGCAUUUCUAAUUAUUGCAAAAGCAAAAUAGCUAUAGUCCAGUGGCAAUUUAUUUGAGGUAAAAAAAAAUACAGACACCAAAGAGACACUGUUCUCAUUCUAAUUGAAACCAACAACUGAGUUUGAUACCAUAAGACAAAUUGUCAAAAAUGCAAUUUUUAACAAAUCCUCCCACCUCUGCACCACCCACUAUUAUCCCAAUGAUCUGUAUUUGAGAGAGAAAGAGACAAGGAAAUGGAGAAAGUCUUUACUGUCCAUGUAUGGUGUUGUGAGCUGUCCACGGUCAACUGGGACUGACCGGGCUGGCUCACCUGAAGUUCCUUCCAUUUUCUUCUGCUUACUCUCUAUUUUCAUUGGCUUUGUCUCCACGCAGCCAUUCUUCAGCAAAACCUCUCUGGAGCCCUCCAGUUGCUUCUCCUAUCUGUUUUCCUGCUCUCCUCUCGUCAGUCAGCAAAUUCCUGUCCCCCUUCAUGCUGCCCUUAUUUCUUGAGUAAUACCAACCUCUCUCCUUCCUCCACUCUUCUCCCUGUCAGCAGAGUCCUUUACACCGGCACAAUAUCUAACUUUUAACUUUUUAAAAAAAAUUAUUAUUCUGCCUACAACCUCUGCACCAUCUUCUUUGGCAGCCCUCCAUUUUAGGUCCCUCCUCUGUCCAUUUAAAGUGGUGCUUGUGAUUCUAUUUUUGGCAAAUGCCAUCAGUCCAUAAUUAAAAAAAGAAUGUGAAUGACUAGACUAAAACUGCACUUGGACAGAAUAAGGAGAGCAGUAGCCGCAGAAUUCACUCAGCCAUAAGGCAAGUGACACUUACUAACCUUUUGUAAGCUUGCAGAUAUAUGAUUUUGUAAACUGCUCUUUCUGAGAGCCAAACUGUAGUGAACUGUGCUGUAGUUGUGAUGUGGAGCAUACAGAGUGACAGUGUCUCUGUUUGCAGUGGUGCCGUCUUCACACAGCUGAAAUUUUAAACUUUAAUUACUGUAAUGCUCAAUUUACAACUGUGACGGUUAGCCAAAAUCUUAUAAGACAGUUUUCAUUAGGGAAUGCUUCUGAUGUGCUGCCAUUCAUUUCCAGUUGUCAUGUUUGUGAACAGUUCUACAUUUUGCACCAGUUAGACUAUAGUGUCCAUUUUAGGGCUAAAUCAAUCUAAACUCCUUAGUUAGCCUUAGGUACAUUAAACGACAGCACUGGUCAUGCCAACUUAGCCUCUAAGUUGGCAUGGUUACUUCUAAUGUAACCAGGAUAUCCGGCUAGCACAUGACUGAUAUCCAUCCCAACACAUCCCCUUGCAAUGGCCAGUCAUUAUUAACCAAUGAAUUAUUAAUCAAAAGGUAAGUCAUCAAAAGAUGGCAGCCAAUGGUUUUGAGAUGGCAUUUUGGCAAAUGUAUUCGCUUCUUUGCGCUUCGCACGGACUGUUUACUGCAUGCAACCGCAGUCUGCUCAAAUGUGUUUGGUCAGCAGUACUUGGAAAGAGAAACCAGAUAGAUAUCUGCAUAUUCAUACACAGAUAUCUAUUUGCACACACUUUGCACUGAGUGUCCAUCGCAUGCAAUUUGUGUCCAUGAAGGCAUGAAACUGUUGCACAUCAGAGAAAGGAAGAGCCGAUCCAAUAGAAAGCAGUUGGUCUUGAAUGGAGCAUUUGAUUUUCCUGCUCUGGAAAAUCCAAUACUAUCUAGAUAGCAACAAAGGGGGACAGCUUUUAGUUCAAUAUGUGGCUUGGCUUGUGACACAAAAGCAACUCAGUGUCCUCUCUGCCUCUCCGUCACCUCCCACAUGUUGCUCCAUCACUUAAAAAAAAUUAGAUCUUUUUUUUAAUAAAGUGCAAAUCAGAUUAGAUAUCGUUUGGUAUGAAUUAAUUUAAUUUAAAAAUUGCUCAAGCUAUUUCAAGUGCCACAAUAUGCUGCCCCCCCGACUAUACUCUGCCCUCGCCUUUUACAGAUUAUCAGCCAUAUCAUUUUAGCAAUCCCCCAUUUUCACUUUUCACCAGCUCCUCUAAAUUCACUGCCAUAUUCAAAUAGAAGCCAACUCAAACAUGCAAUUAAACAUGAAGUGCACAUAAUCUGUCAGGAUUGGACAUGGGAAGAAACUGCCUUGGGGAAGAUCCCCCUCCCCCCUCCCAUUUACACACUCACCUCCUUUUUCUCCAUCUCUUUCUCUUUUCUCUUGGCUGCCUCUGUCGACUUUGUGAGUGCUCCCGACAUUAACACUGAUUGAAUUUAUUAUUAAAUAGGCAGUGUGGACUGUUUCCUGUCUCUAAUUCAAGUCAAAGUGCUGAAUUAAAACCCCACUUGCUGAUUUUAUUUAUUUAUUUGUUGAUUUUUGCCAAAAUUCUUAUUUCUGGCUGAAUGUGGUUGUACUGUAGCAUAUGCUGUGAUUUAUAAACUGAAAUUCAGGGUGGGUACGGGUACUCUUGAAUGAUACUGAGAUUAAUCUGUCAUUUCAUGCCACAUCAUUGAAUUCACACAUUUUACUAGAUGUUUUUUUUUUUUUUUGUUUGUUUGUUUUGUAUAUGCUGUAUGUAGACGUUUAUAGAAGCAUACCUCCAGCUGAGAGUUCAAAUUAUGGCUCCAUGUAAACCACCCCCUGAGCCUUCACCUUGUAAAUUUAGUGACUCAUCUUUUCAGCUGCCACUGCUUUGAUUUGGGAGGAGGGCGAUGUCAGGCAAAAGUCCCACAAGCAAAAUGUUUUGUUUGAUCUGGAGCAUUUCCUCUAGGCUGCCUUACAAGUUGCUUUGGGGAGCUUUAGUGACAGUACACGAUCUCUCAAUCAGUGUCGUUACAUGAUGCAAAUCUGACAGUACAGAAUCCCUUGUCCUCAUCCUCCUCCUCCAUCUCCUCCAAUGACUGGCCAAGCGAUGCAACAGACACAGGGCUGAACAACACUCUCAGGCCCUGGGACCGUGGAGCCAUUUUAAUGAUGAUGUCUCAGCUUAUUUAACUGUCUAGAGUAAUGACGGAGUCCCUACCUCAACCUCGAUUCAGUGACAGAGCUUCAUGUAAAAAAAUUUCAGUGGCAGUAUUUUGGACAGGGGCGUGCAGGGAUUGAGUAUUGUACAAUGAUGUUCAAAAUGUAGUCGUGAUGAACACAAGUGCUUUUUAUCUUGAAAAAAAAAAUCCUUAAUGUGUGUAGCAAGCUUACAUGCUGUAUGUUUUCUCCAGUGUGGGAUUAUAAUUUACAGUAAGAUGCAAUGGUCACUGACUAUUUAUAUAUUUAUUUAUUUACAUGUUUCUGGUGUUCAUUCAUGAAAGUGAUGUCAAAGAUUAUAACCCUCAGAAUUAUUACAGUAUUUAGUUUACAGUUUGUACAGAAAAUGUGCCCUUCUUGUAAAAUAAACAUGUUUUUUUUUUU